Messenger RNA from Cicer arietinum (chickpea), 1189 nucleotides. RefSeq lists its product as uncharacterized. The record is from RefSeq and is a predicted model, not a curated record. NCBI's taxonomy places the organism in Eukaryota, Viridiplantae, Streptophyta, Magnoliopsida, Fabales, Fabaceae.
UUUAGAAUGUUUCUUAGAAAAAAAAACCAUAUAUUUAGAAUCUAGGAAGAUUUAUUUAUACUAAAUCCACGUAGUGUUUCAAGUAGGAGUUUGGAGGCUAUUGCUUUUUUGAUAAGGCAGUAAACCACCGCCAUUAAAAUGCGAUACUGAUAGUCGACCCAAAAAUAAUGUUAGCACCAAACAACACGUGUCAAUUAAACCUUUCUCACCCACAACCGCCAUGUCUUCCUCCCAAACAAUUCUACAACCUCCUCCGUCGCCGCCAUCUUCUCACCACAACUGCAUUCACCGUCUCCUUCAAUUUCAACGUCUCUCUUAAAAUCUCAGAGCCGGUAGCCUCUGCCAGUGGUCUCUUCAUCAUGCCCCCACCACGUCUCACCAACCGGUAUUAUCUUGUGAGGUCUGGGGAAUCAGAAUUUGAGAGCAUGGGAGUGAUAAACACCAACCCUGUGGCGAAAACCUCUAUGGAUAACGGUUUAUCUGAUAGAGGGAAGAAACAGUCUAUUAGAGCUGCUUUUGAUUUGAAAGAAAUGGGUGCUUGUGAUAAUAACUGUUGGAUCUGGCCUGCUAUUACUCAAAGAGCUUAUCAGACUGCUGAGAUUAUUGCUUCUGUUAAUUCAAUUACUCGAAGUUAUAUAGUUCCAGAAUACAGCUUUCUUGAUGCCCGGGGAUUAGGUGCUUAUGAAGGAAAAAAUUUGGAAUCUGUUUCCCAAGUUAAGAAUGUGUGUGAUGUGGUGGUUCAGAUAUAUGAAUCAGAUGGUAUAUCUACAAAAAUAAAACCUCCUCCGAUUGAUGACGGAACUCCAAAUGAGAGUGUUGCAGAUGUAUUUGUUCGUGUGACCCAACUCAUGUCAAUCCUUGAAACUCAGUACUUUGGUGAGACAGUCGUUAUAGUCUCGCCAGAUUCUGAUAACUUGUCAAUCCUUCAAGCUGGUUUGAUAGGUCUAGAUUUGAGAAGGCAUAGGGAUCUGUCUUUCGCACCUGGUGAAGUUCGCUAUGUUGAUGCCAAUGACAUUCCUACUUACAAGCAGCCUCCAUCUGCUGUAUAUAAAUGCACCAACCUACCAAAUUGUAAUUAGCUAUUUUAUUUCCUUUAAGUUAUUAUAGCAGUAAAAUUGAUGUAUAUUGAUGAAUACCUGAAAUUGUCUACUUUUGUGUUUAAUUUAUCUUAUUGUGACAUUUAAUUUAA